GUAAAGAGGUGCAGUGCCAGGCAUCAACGUAAAAAACAAAAUGGCAGCUCCCAAGAAAACCGACAUGGACGACGUCGAAAAGAUUGAUUUUAACCCUGAAAAGUAUCCUAAAGAAAUUGCAAAUCCUCUACGCACAUUUCAAAAGUCGUUAAUUGAAGUAGAGAAAGUUUUGGCUCCGUUGAAAAGAGCAUCACUUCCUGAUCUCAAUUGUAAGCUGCAGGCUCUGGAUCGCGCUAAAAUGGAACUUGUUUCUGCCUAUGCCAUCAACUCCAUGUUUUGGAUGUAUCUCUGCACACAUGGAAUCAAUCCAAGAGAGCAUCCCAUCAAACAUGAACUGGGGCGUAUACAAAAGUAUAUGAACAGAGUGAAAGAGAUUGCUGACAAAGAACUUGCUGCCAAACUGGACAAAGGAGCAGCUAAGCGUUUUGUGAAUGCGGCAUUAUUUGAUGCAACCGAAGAAAAACCCAAGAAAGGUAAACGGAAGUUGGCAGGGAGCUCAGAGGCAGGGCCAUCCAAGAAGAGGUGACAAGUCUCUUUGUUAUUGCAGAAGUUCAAUUUAACAGUGAAAAACACCGAAGGACUCGACAAGCUUCCUUGUGAUGCUUCAUAUGGGGACCAUCUAUGUAAAGACAGUGUAAAUGAAGUGUUUAAGGCAUUAGAACAAGUCCCAGUUAGUAUUGAUGGGUGAAUCGGCUGUGGUUGUUGGCAUCAAAUGUUGUGCAUGGACCAAGAAGUGUCCAGCAUGGAGCUUUAUGUUGUGCACUGAAAUUUUAGGAUGGCCAAAAGGUGGCUAGUGUUGGCUGAUGGUCUGCCAUUUUGUUAUUCAAACUGCUUGUAAAGAUAUUUUCUAAUUGCGCGAGCGUGUUGAUUAAAACUGCAUUAGCACAGAAACACAUGGGGAAUUUGAUUCUCAAAAUGGUACAUCCUAGAUUUAUCAGGGGUAGUCCAAUAACAUCUGGGCCCAAUUUCAAAAAGCACGUAAGCAAAAAACUUGCUCAUCACUGAAAAAUCUUGCUUAACAGUAAUUGGUUACCAGACAAAAGUCCAUUAGUUUAUGUUGUGGCAACUGGUGCCCCACUAAUUGUUUUGCUUGGUAAAGACAACUAAGCAGUAUUUUCUGCUAAACAGCUUCCUAAAAUUGGGCCCAGGUAAAUUGGGUCAAUAAUGAAAAAGCAUUGGAUUUGAGGUCUUAAUAAUUGACGUUAUUAAACUCUAAUUUUUAAACAAACCAAAUCACUCCUGUCAAGUUUCUUGUAUACUUAUUUAAUUUGAUCACACACAACAAUCUUUGAUCAAACUCAAACCUAGGCAGGAGACCUUUCAACAUUUCAUUAUCAUGUAACAUUCAUAUCCGGACGUUUUUGAUAAAAUCCAACAGUUAUUGUUUAUAUUUUCUUUAACAAAAUGUUCAAUAAAAUAAUCCAAUUUGAGAAGAUAUCAGAAUGAACACAUCUAGUUUGUAUGAAUGUUUGGUAGAUCAGAAGUUAUGUUCUAAUUCAGAAAAAAAAAUUCGGCAGUUUGUCAGAAACGAAAUUAAUGGUGCUUAGAGAAGCAAAAAAACUGAGCUGACAUUAUUUUACAUAUCUGUAUUCCAAGCUUCCCUGGGUUACACACAUGAAGAGUGCAGGUAUUUGUGACAAACCCAUGACAUUGGAUUAUAUAAGGUAUUAUACAGGAUUAGUAUAGCUGACAAAAUAUUAGUAACAGAUGGUGUUCAUGUUUCGUGUGAUCAACCAUGUACAAGAAAAA
This is a messenger RNA of Asterias rubens (European starfish), 1749 nucleotides long. RefSeq names its product nuclear nucleic acid-binding protein C1D-like. The record is from RefSeq and is a predicted model, not a curated record. Gene Ontology annotation, biological process: regulation of gene expression; maturation of 5.8S rRNA. The coding region runs from base 41 to 526 and encodes 161 amino acids. The transcript is spliced from 6 exons. NCBI's taxonomy places the organism in Eukaryota, Metazoa, Echinodermata, Asteroidea, Forcipulatida, Asteriidae. Gene Ontology annotation, molecular function: RNA binding; DNA binding. Gene Ontology annotation, cellular component: exosome (RNase complex); nucleolus.